Gastrolobium bilobum is the source of this 1629-nucleotide messenger RNA. Its product is annotated as F-box/kelch-repeat protein At1g67480-like. The transcript has 2 exons. NCBI's taxonomy places the organism in Eukaryota, Viridiplantae, Streptophyta, Magnoliopsida, Fabales, Fabaceae. The record is from RefSeq and is a predicted model, not a curated record. The coding region runs from base 135 to 1292 and encodes 385 amino acids. Gene Ontology annotation, molecular function: protein binding.
AUCGGUGAAGGAUUUUACGAAUUACUUUAGUUAUAUGCUUCUCAGUUAGACAUUUGCGCUUUACUUGGUGGAUUCUUCACGACAAUAAUUCUCUACACCUCAUGUUAUGUGAUGUGUAAUUGCUGAUUUGAUAAAUGCCUGGUUUUGUUGUUAGAAAGAAGAGAUUUUCAGAGCCAAAUAUGUGUUUCACCAAUUUAGUCAAUCAAGAUAAAUUAACUCGUUCACAGAGCGAUCAUUGCAUAACCUCUGAGGCACAGCAUAAAGAUGAUAGUUCCAUUCUACCUGGGCUGCCUGAUGAUGUGGCAAAGCUUUGCCUUGCACUCGUGCCUCGUUCCAACUUCCCUGCUAUGGGUGGUGUCUGUAAGAAAUGGAGGUUGUUUAUUCAAAGCAAAGAAUUCAUAUUUGUGAGGAAAUUGGCUGGGAUGCUUGAGGAAUGGCUCUAUUUCUUAACAAUGGACAGUGAAGGAAAGGAAACCUGUUGGGAGGUUGUGGAUUGUCUCAGUCAUAAAUGCAGAUCUCUUCCACCAAUGCCUGGUCCAUUAAAGGUGGGGUUUGGGGUGGUGGUUCUCAAUGGAAAGCUUCUUGUUAUGGCUGGUUAUUCAGCUAUUAAAGGAACUUCCUUUGCAUCAGCAGAGGUUUACCAAUAUGAUUCUUGCCUCAACAGUUGGAGCACGUUAUCAAACAUGAAUACGGCUCGUUAUGACUUUGCUUGUGCUGAAGUCAAUGGCUUGGUUUAUGCUGUUGGAGGCCAUGGGGUGAACGGCGUGAGUCUCUCCAGUGCUGAGGUGUAUGAUCCAGAUACUAACAAGUGGACUCUGAUAGAGAGCCUUCGUCGCCCGAGAUGGGGUUGUUUUGCUUGUGGAUUUGAGGGUAAGCUCUAUGUCAUGGGUGGAAGGUCAAGCUUUACUAUUGGAAAUUCCAAGUGUGUUGAUGUAUAUAACCCUGAGGGGCACAGCUGGUGUGAGAUGAAGAAUGGAUGUGUUAUGGUCACAGCUCAUGCAGUAUUGGAAGAGAAGUUGUUCUGUAUGGAAUGGAAGAACCAACGAAAGUUAGCAAUAUUCUGUCCAAAGGACAAUUCAUGGGAAAUGGUACCAGUUCCAUUGACAGGGAGCUCAAACAUUGGUUUUAGAUUUGGUAUACUGGAUGGAAAGCUGUUGCUAUUCUCACUUGAGGCUGAACCUGCUUAUCAAACAUUGUUGUAUGAUCCAAAUGCAGCUGUGGGGUCAGAAUGGCAAAUUUCUGAUAUACGUCCAUCUGGUUUGUGCUUGUGCAGUGUAACAAUUAAGGCAUGAAACCUUGUCUGGCUCUGAACUGGUGGCUGGAGUGGAGAGAUUCUUGAGAGUCGGGGGAUAUAGCUAUGGAGUUUUCUUCAUUUUACUAAAAUCUUGGACAGUAAUGACCGUGAGUGUCCCUCAUGUCAGAUUUUAAUUUUGUGGUUUUGCUUGUGAUGUUAGCUACUACUUAGUUUUAUCAUGUUAUCAUGCAUGCCCUUUAUGUCUCUGGGGGAUUAAGUCCCUCGUCUAGUAAUUAUCAACUUUGAGCAGAACUAUUUGAUAUUAUGGUGGGUGGAUUUUUGUUUAAUGUUCUCCUUUUGUAUUAUAAAGUGAUAACGUUAGAAUUUUAAACCCA